This is a messenger RNA of Schizophyllum commune H4-8, 1653 nucleotides long. RefSeq lists its product as uncharacterized. The coding region runs from base 86 to 1219 and encodes 377 amino acids. The transcript is spliced from 2 exons. The record is from RefSeq and is a predicted model, not a curated record. Lineage: Eukaryota; Fungi; Basidiomycota; Agaricomycetes; Agaricales; Schizophyllaceae.
CUCCUCUUACGCGUAGUUCUCUUGCACGCCUUCUUCACUCGACAAGUCUUCUUUACUCGACAAGUCUACCUUACUCGACCUCACUAUGUUGUUCAACCGUGCCCUCCUCUACACCACCGUCCUCCUCGCGACGACGGUCUUCGCCGCGCCCGCGCCUGUCGCUCGCGACAUCGCGACGUUCAACCCGAUGCAGGUGGGUCUUCAGUCUAGCUUCUCUAUGCGGUCUAGUUUUCCUAUCCACCUUGCCGUUGUGCUAACAAAUCCUUCUCAGGCGCGCCACGGCGACGGAGGCGAUGCUGCUCAGCAAGGCGGUGACGCCAGCCAGCAAGGCGGAGACCAGUCCGGGAAGGACCAAUCUGGAAAGGACCAGGGAGGCGACAACUCCGGCAAGGACCAGAGCGGCGGCGAUGCUUCCGCAUCCGCUGCUGGCUCCGACGCCGCCGCUGGUGGUGCGUCCGCCACUGACGCUGCUGCUGGUGGUGCGUCCGCGACCGAUUCUGCCGCGGGCGCGUCUGCUACCGAUGCCUCUGGCUCUGCCUCCGGUGAUGCGUCGGGCUCGUCUGGCUCCUCCAGCGGUGACGCCUCUGGUGCAUCUGGCUCGUCGGGCUCAUCUGGCUUUUCCGGUGAUGCCUCUGGCUCGAGCGGCGACGCCUCUGGUGCCUCGGGCUCCAGCGCAUCUGGCUCCUCUGGAUCCAGCGCGUCCGGCUCUGGCUCAGCGUCCGGCUCAGGCGCAGACGCCUCCGGCGCCUCCGCCGGCGGCGUCGGCUCCGCGACCUGCGAGGUCUCCAGCUCCGCGCUCGCCCAGAUGUGCGCGACCGCCGAGCAGAUGGGUCUUAUCUCCGGCGGCGCGUCUGCGUCGGCGGGUGGUGCUUCUGCUGGUGGUGCGUCCGCCUCGGGUGCCGCUGGUGGUGACGCGUCCGGUGCAUCUGGCGCUUCCGAUGCCUCUGGCGCUUCCGCCUCCUCUGGUGCUGGCGGCGAUGCAUCUGGCGCGGGCGGCGACGCGUCCGGUCUCGGCGCGUCCGUGUCCAUCGAGGGCCUCCGCCGCCGCGACCUCAUCGGCGACCUCCUUGGCAGCCUCCUCGGCGGUGGCGGUGGUGGCAAGGGCGGCGACGCCGGCGCUGCCGCCGGUGGUGGUGCGAGCGCGGCGGCUGGCGGUGACGCGGGUGCUGCUGGUGAUGCUGCUGCUAUGAUGCAGCAGAUGGUGAGCUCGCUGUCUUAGGAGAUAACUUCGAUGUAUGCUCAUUGUCCUUCGCAGCUCCAGCAACUCCAGGCCGCCUGCGAGCAGCUCGACCAGGCUGCGCAGGUCGACGGUGCCGCGGCUGGCGGUGAUGCCGGUGCAGCUGCUGGUGGUGCCUCCGCGACCGACGCUGCCUCUGGCGCUUCCGCUACCGAUGCCGGUGCCGCGGGUGCCUCUGCGACCGACUCCGCCGCUGCCGCUGGUGCCACGGACGCUGCCUCCGGCGGUGAUGCCUCUGCCGCUGCAGGCGGUGACGCGUCUGCCGCCGCUGGUGCCUCCGACGCCUCUGGUGCCUCCGCGACCGACUCCGCGGCCGCCUCUGGUGCGACCGACGGUGGCAAGAAGAGCAAGGACGGCAAGGACGCCGGCUCUGCUGCGCGCCGCAUGGCCUUUGAGCGUCGCGAGAACUAUGCGGG